Molecule: messenger RNA, 432 nt
Organism: Culicoides brevitarsis
Lineage: Eukaryota; Metazoa; Arthropoda; Insecta; Diptera; Ceratopogonidae
Exons: 2
Coding region: 1-432 (143 amino acids)
Molecular function (GO): odorant binding
Source: RefSeq, a predicted model, not a curated record
AUGAAAUUCGUUUUAUUUCUAACUGUUGUACUAAAAAUUACAUUAGCAGAUGAUAUGUCGUCUCUUGACGACACGACGCAAAUGUUCAACAAGAGUUUGGAAUCAUGUCUGAAGAAAAAUCCCAAUGUAUCCAAAGAAACAAUAAUGACAGCUCUAACAACAGUCUUUAAAGAGCCCAUAACGCCAGAAGUCAAGUGUAUUCUUCAUUGUAUCGGAAAAGAUAUGGGUGAGAUGAACGAUGAUGGCGUGAUUAUUGUAGAAAAGUCCCUUCAAAAUGUUCCGGCGAACAUGAAUAAAGAUGUUGUUAAGACAAUUGAAGAGGAAUGCAUAACACUCAUGGGAACAGACAAAUGCGAUACUGCUUUUUUGCAAUUUAAGUGCAUAAGCGAGAAGGCAAUUCAUAAAAAGGAUGAUUUGGUGAAAAAAUCUUAA